AUGGCCGAAGCGAUCGGCCUGGUCGCAAGUGUCUUGCAAUUGGCAGGGACAGGUUUGAAGCUUUCACAAGCUUUGUAUCAGUAUGCCGACAGUGUGGCGACGGCUGAUCGUAGGAUCAGGGAUGUUGCGAAAGAGAUCAAGCUUACGAGCUUCGUCAUUGAGGAAUUGGGCGGCAUUUUCAAGCAAGAUGAUACCUUGAGCCUGAUUUCGAAGAGUGCUAUUGCGACAGCAAACGAGACUCUAAACGAAUGUUCUACAAUGUUUGGAGAAAUUGAAGCGACUUUGAAUAAGAGCAAAAAGGGAAAGAUGGGCCGACUAAUGCUGCCAUUCCGAGAACCCAAGAUUGAGCUGCUGCGGAGUCACAUCGACAAACUCAAGAGCACCCUGCAACUUCUAAUGCAGGUACUGAUGCAUGCAUUUCAUGUAUCUUCAAAAAAGCUUGACCGCGAAGCCGAGGCAAGACAACGAGAGGAGAUUCGACAGCUACUGGAAAACAAAAAGAACACUACAAAGAGAUAUGAGGAGUCAUUGCAAAGAUUCAAGACGAGCGAUAGCAACACUGAACUUGAGGAUGACGAGAUCUCCUUUGAUGACAAUGGAUCUGUUUCAACUCUGGUCGCCAAAUCGAUCGGCUCUACGAUGACUUCUGAUUCUCUUGCAGAAUGCGCUCAGCACGUCCGGACCCUCUUGGAAAACAUCGAACGACUGCAACAAGCUCUGGCGAAUGCAUCUGAAGGAGAUGACCAAUCGGACGAUCAUCAGAUGGUCAUUGGAUCUUACUUUGCUGCUCGCUCCCAUCUCGACACUAUCCUGCUUGGUAGCUCGAGCACGAGGAGUAAAACCGUGAUGCUGAAAGCGGAAAAUCACAUCAACGAAGAGGCUCUAUUCCGAACAUCCAAACCCAAAACAAUCUCAGUGGGCAAAGAGAAAAAAGAAUCCAUUAUUGCAAUUGAGACAGGGGCAGAGGAGAAAGUUGAGGAGCGCGUGAAGCAGGAGAAAAUCCCAAUGCGACUGCAAGGAACAAAGAGGCCGAAUGAGGGCAUAGCCUACGUGCAAAGACCAAAGAGCUCACGUCAACAUAUUUCCGAUACACUUUUUGGCAGCAGUAAACCGCAUGCUGGGGGCGAUGAUCAGUUACGCUACGGCACCAGUCCAUUUUCAUGUUUGUCAGACCAUCAGGGGCGGAUCCAGACUUUUGGUUCUGCAUCAGCUUGGGAGUAUUCCUAUCAUUAUUCCAUGUCACCAAACCCCCCAGAGAAGGAGGAGAUAUGUGUAUCUGUACCUCGCUCGCCAGCAUAUGCGCCAGCUCUUUCUUCACCAGCAUAUUCGCCAGCAUCUCCGCCACAUUCGUCACCCGUUCCCUCGCCAGCAUACGCACCAGCUCUUUCCUCACCAGCACAGGUCGAAUUUGCGAAGCCGUCAUCGGAAUCAGUGUCUGAAGGGGACGACGAGGUAGAUGAGUUGCUCAAAGAAUGGACUACCUGUUUCGCAUAG
Molecule: messenger RNA, 1494 nt
Organism: Bipolaris oryzae ATCC 44560
Lineage: Eukaryota; Fungi; Ascomycota; Dothideomycetes; Pleosporales; Pleosporaceae
Exons: 2
Coding region: 1-1494 (497 amino acids)
Biological process (GO): regulation of DNA-templated transcription
Source: RefSeq, a predicted model, not a curated record